Messenger RNA from Protopolystoma xenopodis, 369 nucleotides. The record is from the annotation of a GenBank genome assembly. NCBI's taxonomy places the organism in Eukaryota, Metazoa, Platyhelminthes, Monogenea, Polystomatidea, Polystomatidae.
AUGGAGUCACUUUUUUACCUAUUCCGCGUAACGCAUGACCCUAUUUACAGAGACUGGGGCCGCCGCAUUCUCCUAGCCUUUGAACGCUUUUCGCGUGUGCCAACUGGGGGCUACGCUUCCAUUGGCGACGUCACUAAUUCGGCGGACGUGCAGAUGCGCGAUAAGAUGGAGUCAUUCUGGUUGGCUGAGACCCUGAAAUAUGCAUAUCUUCUAUUUCAUGAACCUGAGCCCGAUAUGAUGAUACUUUUGCCCCUGGACUCCUGGGUUUUUAACACUGAGGGCCAUCCAUUCCCUUUACCAAAGCAUUCUGACCUGGCUGCUACUGGACACGACUUGAUAGCCAAGCCCUAUUCGAAAAACUCAACCUGA